This is a messenger RNA of Lolium rigidum, 2781 nucleotides long. RefSeq names its product histone-lysine N-methyltransferase family member SUVH2-like. Lineage: Eukaryota; Viridiplantae; Streptophyta; Magnoliopsida; Poales; Poaceae. The transcript has 2 exons. Bases 241 to 2265 code for a protein of 674 amino acids. The record is from RefSeq and is a predicted model, not a curated record. Gene Ontology annotation, molecular function: histone methyltransferase activity; protein binding; zinc ion binding. Gene Ontology annotation, cellular component: nucleus.
CGUCAUUAUAGCCCCUACGGACGGAGAGGACGCCCCAUCUCGGAGAUUUCGCACAUCCCCCUCGCUCGCACCUUGCAUCCCACCUUCACAAAUUCACCACCGCCCUCUCUCCCCACUUCCGCCACUUUUUCUUCCUCGUCGUUUCCGCCGCGCUCCUGGACGAAUUUGGGAACUGCGGGGAGCCCCUGUGGAGGACGACUCGGCCUCGGCCUCGGCCGCCGGGGCUUUUUAUUGGGGGCUAUGGAGGUGGAGGACUCCUCACCGUCCUCCUCGCCGUCGUCAUCUCCUUCGUCCGAUUCCAUCGACCUUAACUUCCUGCCGUUCCUCAAGAGGGAGCCCAAGUCGGAACCGGCUUCCCCGGAGCAUGACUCUCUGCCGGCGGCCGCGCCGGCGCCGACGCCGGCGCCCGCGGCUGCGGUUGCUGCGGCGUACGUUGCCCCUACACCGGCAACGCCUGACCUGUAUUCGGCGGAGGUAAUGACGCCUCUGCAGUCGCUGCCGCCAAACCCUGACGAGGACGCCCUCUUCGCCGAGUACUGCCGGCUUGCGAGCCUCUACCUCCUAUCGGCCGGGUCCGGGGCGAUCGUGCCAGCGCCCACGCCGGAGGCUGCCGCUCCGGCUGUUGUGCAUCCUGGGUCGGGGUCUGUGGUGAAGAAGCGCCGGCCGCGGUCGUCAGAGCUGGUGCGGGUGUCCUCACUGAGCGUGCGGGAUCAGAUCUAUUUCCGUGACGUGGUGCGCCGGGCGCGCAUCACCUUCGAGUCGCUGCGAGGCCUGCUGCUCAAGGACGACGAGCGCGCGGAGGCGCUCGGCCUUGCGGGCGCCAUCGGGCUUGCUCCGGUGGACCGGCGUCGCGUGCGCGCCGACUUGCGGGCCGCGGCACUCAUGGCCGACCGAGACCUGUGGCUCAACCGGGACCGCCGCAUCGUGGGGCCGAUACCUGGGAUUUCUGUAGGCGAUGCAUUCUUCUUCCGCAUGGAGCUAUGUGUGCUAGGCCUCCAUGGCCAGGUGCAGGCCGGGAUCGACUACCUCUCAGCAGGGCACUCUUCCUCAGGCGAACCUAUAGCCACAUCUAUUAUUGUGUCUGGUGGGUAUGAAGAUGAUGAUGACCGUGGUGACGUACUGGUGUACACCGGCCAUGGUGGUCGAGACCCCAGCCUGCACAAGCAUUGCGUCGACCAGAAGCUAGAGGGUGGUAAUCUUGCCCUGGAGCGCAGCAUGGCCUAUGGUAUUGAGAUCCGCGUAAUCCGUGCAGUCAAGUCUAAGCGCAGCCCUGUUGGGAAGGUCUACUUCUAUGAUGGCCUCUACAAGGUUGUUGACUACUGGCUCGAUCGCGGGAAAGCUGGCUUUGGUGUUUACAAGUAUAAAAUGAUUCGCAUUGAGGGGCAGGAGCCCAUGGGCUCUGUGAAUUAUCGUGCAGCUGAGCACCUUAAGGUGGAUGCUCUAUCGAUGCGACCAACUGGAUACCUGAGCUUUGAUAUUUCCAUGGGUCGAGAGAUCAUGCCAGUUGCACUAUAUAAUGAUGUCGAUGAUGAUAGGGACCCACUUUUAUUUGAGUACCUGGUACGACCAAUAUUUCCAUCUUCUGCGGUACAAGGGAAGUCUGCUGAGGGUGGUGGUGGGUGUGGGUGCACACAUAAUUGCUCAAUUGGAUGUUAUUGUGCAGAAAGGAAUGGGGGUGAGUUCGCGUAUGAUAAAGCUGGUGUUCUUUUACGGGGCAAACCACUGGUCUAUGAGUGUGGUCCGUAUUGCCGAUGCCCACCUAGCUGCACCAACAGGGUUAGUCAGAAGGGGCUUAAGAAUAGGCUUGAGGUGUUCAGGUCAAGGGAGACUGGGUGGGGUGUUCGGUCUUUGGAUCUCAUUAAGGCCGGCACGUUCAUUUGUGAGUUUAGUGGGAUAGUGCUUACUCAUCAGCAGUCAGAGAUAGUGGCAGGGAAUGGUGAUUGCUUGGUGCAUCCAAACAGGUUCCCUUCAAGGUGGUUAGAUUGGGGUGAUAUCUCUGAUGUGUAUCCUGAGUAUGUGGCGCCGAAUCAUCCUGCCAUUGCAGACUUGAACUUUUCAAUCGAUGUUUCAAGGGCAAGGAAUGUGGCUUGUUAUUUCAGCCAUAGUUGCAGUCCAAAUGUUUUUAUCCAGUUUGUGCUGUUUGACCACUACAACAUGUCGUAUCCCCAUCUCAUGAUCUUUGCUCUGGAGAACAUUCCGCCAUUGAGGGAGCUAAGCAUUGACUAUGGAAUGAUUGAUGAAUGGGUUGGAAAGUUAACUAUGUAGUCGGACGGCAAUACCUUCUUUACUUUUCCAUUGGUGUGACAUUGUCGUAAUGCUUCUCUUGGGGAUCAUCGAGGAGAUUGCUGCUAGAAGUUACUCUGCUGUCUAAUAAUGGAGGAUUCUACAGUCGAGGAUCGUGACACCUUUCCAUGAGUCACAUCUAAGCUCUUUAUCAUUAACGGGAAUCAGCCAUUUGGUGUAUAUUUCGCAUGGCAACCGUGGUUACACCUUUGAAGCUUGAUUUUUGCUGCUGGAUGAAGCUUUGCACGGCACACACUGGGAUUCAAGCUUUAGCCAUUGCUUUUACCUCAUUGCUGUGGAAGUCCAUAUAUGUACAUAUAUCUGUUAAUUAUCUAGUAUCCAGGUGUACUUGUACCCUCUUGUGUUGCUAAAUGGUUGUACCUUCAUGAGUUACCGGUGCUGAAACAAACAAUAGCUCGUAGGUUUGUAGAUCUUGCUAAGUUAGGUUGUACAGGCUAAUUGCUUGCAGUUGCAGGGUACUGUGCAAUUUGGCUGUCA